AAAAAUAUGAAUUAUUUAAUUUUUUCACAAAUAUAUUACCUGGCACUAUGGGUCGACUUUAAACAACAAUGAGGCAAACGGCGAGUCGUCGACGGGUGGACGAACUACCCAAGGGAAUGCUUGCUGCUCUCCGUCACAAAGCCUUGCCGCCACAUAUUGUUGAUCGGAAACACGUGGCACGUCCCUUCCAGUCACGGCGAGCGCCGCCGGCAGAUUCCGAGCUGACGACUGAUACGUGGCUUCUCAAGGCAGCUCAUGCAGGAAUGGAAAAAAUUGAAUUUUCCGAUGUAGAGUUCGAACUCAAAGGUCGCACCCAUAAUAGGUUCGCUUGGGUUGAGGUAGCCCACAACUAUAGAACCUUCUUGGUGACAAAACUGCGAAUGAGAUCUGGGGAUGAGGAAUCUGAUUAUGCUAUAGAGACUAUUAAAAAGGAACCCGGAUAUACCUGAGAAUUCUUUACAAGACUCUGGGAUUUGAUCAGAAGAAGCUCGAUGAACUUUUUGAGUUUGUACUCUCCCCAAAUUGUGCCCAUGAAUGGGGAAGGAAAGGAGAAUAUAUUCAUAUUCAGAAAAUCUACUCCAUCUUUCUGGAGACACACAUUUGCCUUAAUAGAGGAAAGUAUAUAAAUGCUAUUGACGCUAUCCUUGAUCUAAUUUGUUUUGGGUACAGAUUACCGAGCAACCAUAUUCUGAAUGAUAAUAUAAUGGAAUGUGAUCCACAUCGUCAGCCUUGUAGUACUGUCCUUGAUUGCUUUGAACAUGUUUUGUCGAUUGUAAAUGGAUUGAGAAGUACUUACUGGAAAGGGCGCAUUGACCAAGCUCGACUUGUCCUGGCUAGUGACAAUGCUCGAGAGAAAGAUGAAGAUGAAGAUGAAAAUGAGGACAAAGAUGGAUUGUAGUGGAUUUUAGUUUAAUUUUGAGAAACAUACGUUUUACAAUUUGGUCAUCAGCUGGUAUUGAUGGUUUUAUGCGAAUGUACAUGUUUGCUGGUUUUAUCCAAAAGGAAAGUGAUGCUUAGCACGAGGAAAUUUGAGUCUGUUUCUGCUUGGCCUUCCGUUAGUUUUGGAGAUCCCUUUAUAUUUUCUUGUUUACUUUUGAUUUAUACCUUAAAUCAAACAUAUCUGGUGGUGGUAGUUUUUUGACCAGUUGUUUGUAACCUAAGGCCUUGUUUGUUUUAAA
Messenger RNA from Striga asiatica, 1178 nucleotides. Lineage: Eukaryota; Viridiplantae; Streptophyta; Magnoliopsida; Lamiales; Orobanchaceae. The record is from the annotation of a GenBank genome assembly.